ACCGUCCUCUGCUGAGAACUAAAAGUCCCAUAAUUCCUUGCGCUCCCCCUGCAGGUCCGUUAGAAAACGAGUGCCCCAACAGGCCAGUGUGGGUAAAGCUUGUGGGUCAAAUCAAUGUACAGGUGAUUUCCUUUACAAGUGAAAACGAUCUGGACAGAAGAUUAGUCUUAAAUAUUCUCAUUGUUAAAUUGUAUAGCUAUGAUGCAUUCAAAGGUGGUCUAGAAUUAACCCUAAUUUUCACCAGCCAAGUCAUUACAUGUAACUUUAUUUUUAAUUAAAAGGUCUGACAAAUCAGAAAACCAUCAGCAUGGUCUAAAUUCUGUUCCUUUUAUACCUGUUAAUCGGUGAUAUAAAUGAUGGUGUUUUAUCAUUUACAUGAUUCUUAAACAAUAAGAGUAAUAUAAUAAAAAAUAAUGCCAUCAAAGCUAUGGUCAUCUAUAAUGCCUAAAACUGAAAGAGAUGUUUACUCUUCUCUUCUUGUUCUUCUAAAAUAAGUUAGUCGAAAAGGAAUUCAAUUAUCUUUAUUUUUACAUGUAUAAAUCAAUUUAUUUAUGCUAGUUAUAAUACAGGCACAAAGAACAUGAUGACCACAUUAUUUUUGUUUCCGUGAAUAAUAAAACUAGGCUACUUUUAAUAAAAAAUGAGUUCGCAUAUUAAACAUUCGAAAAACAAAUAGCAGUUUGCAAUAUUUUGCGUACAUUUUUUGUAUUGACUUACCAAACAGCAUCAUUUUAAUCCUGGAUACUGUGUCAUGUUUCAAGUGUUAUGUUAUUGUCUUCUGAAACAGCAAAUUGUAGAGCAAGAAUUUCUGCAUGGUAACCUUGUCAGCCACCUGAUGGCCUUUUUAGAUCCCUUCUUUGUGUUUGACUCUUUCCUGACAACAGGGAACCUUUUUUAUUUGAUUUAAAUACUUUUAAAAGAUACAAAUGAUGAACAAAAACAGUAAAUGUCUGUACAGUUUAAUAAUAUCUUCCUUUAUUAAAAGAGUGAAAGAUCAUAUGCAUAUUUAAAAAUGUGGGCAUUCAAAACUAUACAAAAAUAUUAUCAAUGGCAGCAGUGGAUGUGUUGGUGUAAAAUUAUUAUUAUUGCCAGUGUAUGGCGUAGCUUAAGUUAACCAUAGCAAGUGUAACUAAUUGUAAUCAUGUCUAAAAUGGUUACUUCUAAAAUAUCACUAAAGAAAUAAAAACUGUGUACAUAAAACUUUGUAAAGGAGGUUUGUGAAGUCUCAUCGCACUGAAUCAUGGGGAAACAGAGAGAGAGAAUCCACUUGCUCCACUUGACACACAGCAAUUAGUCACAUAAUUAAUCCACGUUAUGUUUUAGUUAUUUGCCUUUAAUCGAUAUAAUAACAAGUUCCACAGGGAGCACAUUUGCGUCUAUUUAGUAUUAAUGUGCGUAAGGCUAAAGCCAUAAUUUUGAGGUGUAACUUUCCCUUGAUUCUUCGCUGGUGAGCCAUCUCUUACCUCCUGUAGUAUCUCUGGUCCUCCCCACAGUCCUGCCGUUGCUACUGAAGUUACCACUAGCAACUGGGCAGCGCCCGGCGGAGCACCUUCAACCGCUGUUCAUGUUGUCCUGCUUCAUACAGUAGGUACAAUCUUAAUUUCCAAAAACAGUCAAGACAUGAGAGGAAAGUGAAUUGUAUGCUCUUGGGAUGUUGUUGAGGCUGGCUAUGGUUCGCACGUAAGGUCGCACUGAGUGGCACUGCCAUGUUGCCAGGAGUCGGUGUAUUUGGCACGGGCAGCACAGCCCGAGUGCUGGUACCGCUGUUGAAAGCUGAAGGCUUUGAGGUCCAUGCAGUUUGGGGGAAAAGCGAAGAGGAAGCAGGCUGCCUGGCAAAGGAGCUCGGCAUCCCGUUCCACACCAGCCGAUCUGAUGACGUCCUGCUGCACCAAGACGUCGACCUUGUUUGCAUCUAUAUUCCACCCUCAAUGACAAGGCAGAUUGCUGUCAAAGCACUGGGUAUAGGUAAGAAUGUUCUGUGUGAGAAAGCUGCAACCGCUGUGGAUUCCUUCAAGAUGGUGACUGCUGCCAGAUACUACCCACAGCUGCUCAGCAUUAUGGGUAAUACCCUGCGCUUCCUGCCAGCUUUCGCGGCAAUGCGCCAGCUGCUGGUGGAGAGAUAUGUUGGCGAGAUGCAGGUGUGUGAUGUGCGUGUGUAUGGCCCCAGCCUCCUGGACCAGGCGUACGGCUGGACGUGUGAGGAGCUGAUGGGCGGAGGCGGACUGCACACCGUCGGCUCCUCCGUCAUUGACCUUUUAAGUUACCUGACGGGUGAACGAGCCCAUCGUGUUCAUGGCUUAUUGCGGACCUUUGUACAACAAAAUGGUUUGAUCCGAGGCAUCCGCCGCGUCACCAGUGACGAUUUCUGCUUCUUCCAGAUGUUGAUGGGUGGAACCGGGUCUCGCUCGGGCGGCGUUUGUUGCACUGUCACCUUGAACUUCAACAUGCCGGGGUCAUUUGUGCACGAAGUAAUGGUAGUCGGAUCCACUGGGAGACUGGUUGCCAGGGGGACAGAGCUAUAUGGCCAGCGCAACGGGAGUAAAAGUGAGGAGCUGUUGCUAGGCGACAGUGGGUGGGUGGGGCCAGAGGUGAAAGAGAUGACCCUGCCUCACCUGCAGGGGCUCAGCUCCAUGGUGAAGGCACUGAGAGAGUCUUUUCAGGCUCAUGAGGAGCGCAGGUCAUGGGCACGAGGACCGGUCGCCAUGGCACCGACAUUUGAAGAUGGUCUGUACGUGCAGACCGUGGUGGAGGCAGUGAAGCGGUCCAGCUGUAGUGGAGAGUGGGAGUGUGUUGAGAUCAUGAGUCAGGAGCCAGAUCCCAAUCACAACCUGUGUGAGGCUCUGCAGAGAAAUAAGAACUGAAUCUAUUUAUAAACCCAGUGCAACUACUACAUGUGUCCGACGGUCGGCCUCUGAAUGUUUCUCCUUUCUGUCAGCUGCUGAGGCAGUUUACAUGUACCAUGACUACUUACAUUUUGCAUUUUCACAUUUUGAGCAGAAUAUUUUUGCUUUAGAAAUCAAAGCUGUGGAUGUUUGUACCCUCACAGUUAUGAUUUGUUUGUACACUAAAUGUGUUGACCUCAGCUCCAUUAUUCUGAUUCUCAACCGAAAAUAUUAUUAUAGCUGUGUCAAAAUCUACCUGUGCUCCGUUUACAUGUUUAUUAUCUGUACCAUGCCAAAAAGUAGACACAGCUUUUAGUAUCACUGGAGCCUAAAGUCAUGGAGCAAUGCCUGAAAAGUUCCCUUUAAAUAAGGUUGAUAUAUGUCUCCUGUCGACAAGGCACCACACCUAUGUCAAAUAUUGGCCAGGAGAAAAAGUCCUUGAUAGGCCAAACACAACCUUGCUGUUUGCUUAUCCUCACUUUAAGAAGCUUGUGUGGACAUAUUUCUGUCAUUUGUGGAACCAGCCGCUUAUAUGCAGGUUGUAUUUUGAGACAUCAGACCUUGAGUGGUUUCAGUGUUUCCCAGAGUUAUACAUUACACUACAAGAUAAUGGUCUAAUGGCUAUGUAUCAGCACUAACAAAGCUGUUAAGUUGCUGCAACCUAACACGUCUCAGGAGGGAACACAAUUUCAUAGUUUGGCUCAAAUUGAAACAACUUUAAGUACAGCCCAACCGAGAAAACAUGUGAAUCUUUAUUGUACAUAUAGAUGUAUGUUGGUGUUAAUUUAUUUUCAACAUGAAUAGCACAUUAUUCUGAAAGGAAGUGGGCAUGAGGAUGAUUUGACUAACAAAACUCUUUCAGUGCUUGCAGUGUGGUGACUGGCACAAUUCAAAUGAUGCUCUUUUCGAGCUCGGCCUCUAUUAAAGUAUAGAAUAACAAUAAUGGAGCUGUGCACUGUUUAGUUUUAUUUUUUGGAUUGUGUAACAAUAAGCAUACUUUUAAAGAAUGAAUGAGGGGCUUGUAGGUUUUGAUGUUAAUAUAUGUCAUGGCAUACCUAAAAUACCAGGGAUUGAGUCAAAUAAGCUAUGUUAAACUGAACAUUAAAAAGUCUAAUUUAUAUAAAUCCCCUGCAAAAUGUCCGAUUCCUAAGGCUGGUCUUAAAUCUUUAUAUCAGAUGUCACACAUCCUGUCGGUAGAGCAGUUAUGGUGAGCUGAAAUUAUGAACUGUUCAGUAUGCUCAGUCAUUUAAAUGUGACUAUUUCCAGAUACACUACUUAAAGAAGCUUCAAUGAGGGUGACACUUCAAGUGUUUUUAGUAAUGUUUUAUAUAAACAUCUUCUGGAACAUAUGGACAGAGUUGAAGUAGUAGCAGUAGCUCACCUGGUACAACUCACCACCUAUUGAUCCAUUCAAACUUUCAGUAAGGAAGGAAACUACCACCUUUUAACCUGUCAAGCAUUGAUAGGAUGAGCAUUUGAUGCUCAAAUGAAAGAUUUUAGGUGGAGUAACGCAAUGAAUCUUAGAAAUAAGUAACUUUUAUUGUUAUACUGACAACAGUUUUAGAUAUUCAAAGACCUAGGAUAUUUGACAACUAGAUUUAGUUUAAAAUGUGUGUCAAAAGGUUUGUUUACAUGAGAUAACAAUUGAAGUUAUUUGAAUGCUUUUUGAAAGAUUUUGUUCAUGCAAUCUAUGCAUUUUAAGUUAUUACAGAUGUUUAAAUCAAGAGAGAGGAGUCUGCCCUUCAUCCGAACACCUUACUGAUCUUUUCAUUGAGUAGAACCACUGGAUCUGAUGUGCACAAGAGUGUAAAUGUGUGCCUCUCUAUGUUGCUCAGACCAAGCUAAGUUUUUAGUUGUUAUAGUCGCUCACUGCAUUUCAGUACUGCUGAAUAAUAUUGGGCUUGGUGCUCCUCCUGCUGAGACAGGAGGUGAGGACAGAAACAGGCUGCUGUUUGUUGUAUUGGUCUGUUCCUUAGACCCACGCAGGAUCUGCAUAUAAGGAAACAUGCACCUAACACGCUUACCUCACACUAUCCUAACAAUGCUUGUAAUUAAUCAAGUUCACAUUAAGUGUCUUUAUAAAACACAUCACCUUUUCCCGCAGGAUUUUCGACGACCCACCACUAUUAAAAUACAUUCCAACCAAGUUUUCACCUUCUUCUUUUUCUCUUGUUCUUUGCACUGAUAACGGAUAAAGCUGCCACAUAUUUAAUAUGCUGUGUGGUGCUAUUACCAGCCGGCUCACUGCGAAAAUGAAUUUAACACGUGUCUGUAUAAGGAAGUGUUUUUAUAUUUAUUUAUGUCUUGGUGUGGAGAAAGUUUCCCAUUGUUUAUUUUGUUCAGUGUUUGUGUCUUAAGUAUGUGAAUUUCUGUUGUAGUAUUUAUCUUGUUUAGUUUUAGUGUUUAAUAUGGCUUUUUCAGCACAAUUUAUGUUGGUAAACUGUACUUUUCAUUUGCCUGACAGAUACUUCCUUAAUAAAUACAGUUGUAUUCAUGUACUGUCUUUGUUCAGAAAGUGUAUUAAUUAUGUAAAGAUAACAUAUAAAACAUUUUGUAUUGAACACAUAUUCAAAAUAUUCAGCAAGUCAAAUCUUUGACUCAGUGUUGGUUGUGUUGUAUACUGAUAUGGCAGUAAGAGUAUAUGUACUCAUUAUCACACAAAUAAAAUGCAAUGUGUUACAUCCUC
Messenger RNA from Gymnodraco acuticeps, 5568 nucleotides. It is a transcript of the gene gfod2, whose product is annotated as glucose-fructose oxidoreductase domain containing 2. The record is from RefSeq and is a predicted model, not a curated record. Gene Ontology annotation, molecular function: nucleotide binding. The coding region runs from base 1707 to 2861 and encodes 384 amino acids. The transcript has 3 exons. NCBI's taxonomy places the organism in Eukaryota, Metazoa, Chordata, Actinopteri, Perciformes, Bathydraconidae.